CCACCGUCAAGUUGAGUCUAUGCGGGCUCAUCAGGGAAGCUCAAUCACUCACGAACGCACCUUCCCGCACAGUCACUGGCAUUUUUAACUACUUAGCUGGGACACUGAUACGUGGGGUAAUUAGCCGACGCAAGAUGGAUCACGGGGCAUGCGCGGCUAAUGGGGGAGGCGAAGAGCAUGCGCGUAAACGGGUGAGGCUGGAGCAUGGAGUAUCAACAACACCAACACCAGCCAUUGAUCCUUCUGCAGCACAUCUGAACGUUAAGGGAGACAUGGAGAAGAGCAAGAUUGCGGAGUUAACUUCGAAUGCUAGUCACAGCAGGGAGAGGGAGGUUGGUAUUCUGCGAUGGGUGAACGAGGAGAACGUCGGGUUUGAGGGCGUGCUGAAGCAGAGAUACAGCGAUUUCCUUGUGAACGAGAUCACACCUGAUGGAAAGGUCAUCCAUCUCACCAACCUCUACCCUUCAAAGCCAAACAAACAGCAGCAAGCCAAACCUGCUCAACCACCAGCACUACAAGAGCCGGUAAAGGCGGCUGAGCCUGUGGAGUCUGUGCCAGCCCCAACUACAACUGUGGCCACUGAAGUAGUUCCAGCCCCAGCACCUACGGCAAUAGAGCCACCCAAGGCGUCAACUGCUCCAGCAGCUCCUGGUAAUGCAGCUGCUGCAGCGGACUCGUUCGCUCUGGCACCAGAAGAUGCGGUGCUACUUGCCAAUUAUUUCGGCGCCAAUGUUAGGGAGCAGAUUGUCAGGAUGUACAAGAAAAUCUUGGCAAAGCCUAACGAAAAGGCCGCCACUUACGGAUCAGUUACUUCGGAGCCGAUUUUGGACCGUGAACUACGCACAAAGCUGCACCAGGAUAUGAGACGUAUUUUCGAUUUGAGGCUCGAGACCAACACUGACAAGGAUGGGUUCAUCAGGAUUUCCGCGGCUCCAAAAGCCGGACCCAACAGAGGCCCACGUGGUGCUCCGAACCAGCAAACCCCACGCAAUCAGCAGAAGGGCAAGCUCGGUUGGGCAGAACUCGGCGGCGAGCAUCUCCAGUUCUCCUUAUUGAAGGAGAACAAGGACACCAUGGAGGUCAUCUCCUUCAUAUCUAGCCGCUUAGGUAUGAAGCCGCGGUCUUUCGCGUUUGCCGGCACCAAGGAUAGACGUGGAGUUACUGUUCAGCGAGUCAGCGUUUUCCGCAAGAAUGCUGAACAAAUCUCUCAUUUGAACAGAGAUAUGUGGGGCUCCAAGAUCGGCGACUUCACAUACGAGAAGCACGCACUUGAGCUUGGCGAUCUGACUGGAAAUGAGUUCCAUAUUACUCUUAGGGACUGUCAGUUUCCAGGGGCUGAUAACCUAGACGACGAGGGCAAACUUGCGCUUGCCAACAAGGUUGUUGGUGGUGCUGUCGAAUCUAUCCAAUCUCAUGGGUUCCUUAACUACUAUGGACUCCAGCGAUUUGGUACAUACCUCAUUGGCACUGACGAAAUUGGCAAACUCAUCCUCAAGAAUGAUUACAAGGGAGCUGUCGAUGCUAUCCUCAGCUACAGCCCAGAGUGCCUCUCUGCUGGCCAGGAUCCAGACUUUGUCACGUCGGACGGGAAGCCGCUGUCCAGAGAUGACAUUGCCAGAGCCAAGGCAAUCGACAUUUUUAAGGCUACGGGCCGCGCCAAGGAGGCUUUGGACAAGCUGCCAAGAAAGUUUAGCGCCGAGUCGACGAUUAUUCGCCAUCUCGAACGCGGAGACAGAAAGACCGACUACAUGGGCGCGAUUCUCCAGAUAAACAGAAAUCUCCGACUGAUGUACGUGCACGCAUAUCAAUCGCUGGUGUGGAACCACGCAGUCAGCGAGCGCUGGGCCCAAUCUGGGGAUAAGGUCGUAGAGGGCGAUUUGGUCCUUGUGGAAGCCAAUGCCGACAAGCCUGAAGUCGAGGAACUUGACCAAAACGGUGAAGUUGUCGUUCUCCCAGCAGCGGACGACACGGCUGUAAGCACAGACAACAUGUUCCAGCGCGCUCGUCCGUUGUCUGCCGAUGAAGCCGUAUCGGGGAAGUUUUCAAUCUUCGAUAUUGUCCUGCCUACUCCUGGCUAUGACAUUGAGUACCCGCUGAACGCCAUUGGUGACUUCUAUAAGACGUUCAUGGGCUCGGAGCGUGGCGGCGGCCUCGACCCGGCGAACAUGCGACGUGCACAGAAGGAUUUCUCGCUGAGUGGGAGUUACAGGAAAAUUAUGGGCACGGUUGGCAACGAUGUCACUUAUGAGGUGAAGGCUUACACCGAAGACAAUGAGCAAAUGGUUGAGACAGAUCUGGAUCGUAUCAAUAAGAGUCAUGGACAGCCUAACCGCAACGCCGAGCCGAAGCAUAGGUAUGCGGGCAAGGAAGUGUUUGGCAAUACAGAUGCCGAGGCUGGGCGAAAUGCUUGGGCUGAGUCAUCCAAGACCAUUGCUGAGGGUGAUAAAGCCCUUGAGAUAACCGCAGCUAGUGCCGGUAAAUCCAGUGUUUCUGCUGUCCAUGAGACGUUCAUUCAUAAGGAUGGUGGGAAUGGCGAGCAAACUGGAGUGAAGGAAACCUUGUUACUACCCUGGUCCGCGGCAUCUGGUGCAGAUAAUACUACAACGAGCGAGGCUCCGGCUGCAACCACGAUUGCCGAAGCCACAGAGGACAAAAAGCGCGCAGCUGAUGAUAUGACUAGAGAUGACAACGAGGCUGCGGAAAGGCGACGCAAGAUUGCGGUUAUUGUCAAAUUCCAGCUUGGAUCGAGCCAGUAUGCAACUAUGGCGUUGAGGGAGUUGAUGAAGGAGGGAGGCGUUGUGACAUAUAAACCAGACUUCAGCAGCGGGCGUUAAGGUUGGGUGUACAAUAGCAAAAGUCGAUAUGUUACAGGGAUGGGUGGCUACCAAUAGAGUAGGACUAGGCAUAUACAAAAUAAAACGAG
Molecule: messenger RNA, 2923 nt
Organism: Pseudogymnoascus destructans
Lineage: Eukaryota; Fungi; Ascomycota; Leotiomycetes; Thelebolales; Thelebolaceae
Exons: 3
Coding region: 135-2834 (899 amino acids)
Biological process (GO): pseudouridine synthesis
Cellular component (GO): nucleus
Molecular function (GO): RNA binding; pseudouridine synthase activity
Source: RefSeq, a predicted model, not a curated record